AUGAAGUGCCGAGAUGCUUUGUCUACAUCCUCUCAUGCCGAAAAAAUUGGUGAAGAAGAAAAGAAAGGUUGGAUUCGCCGGCGGUGGGAUAGCGGCAACAGGCACAGGUUCAGGCGUAACCCUAAAGAAAAAAUGCUCAACCAUUUGGUCUAUCGCUCCUCCUCUCCUCCUUUUCUCCUCUUUUCCAGAGCCUUCUUCUCCUCUACGCUUUUCGUCAAAGGCAUAUCUUUUUCAAGCACAGAAGAAACACUAACCCAAGCAUUUUCUCAAUUUGGUCGAGUUGUUGGAGUGAAUGUGAUAGUGGACAAAGUCAGAUGCAGACCAAAAGGGUUUGCUUAUGUCACUUUCUCAUCUAAUGAAGAAGCCACAAAAGCUUUAUUAGAACUCAAAGGCCAGUUGGUAGAUGGGCGGGUUGUGACCCUCGACACAGCAAAAGCCGUAAAACACAAUCAACCAGGCUUGUACAAGCCGAAGCAUGCAGGUAGUGACAGCUGCUGA
Arabis nemorensis is the source of this 498-nucleotide messenger RNA. NCBI's taxonomy places the organism in Eukaryota, Viridiplantae, Streptophyta, Magnoliopsida, Brassicales, Brassicaceae. The record is from the annotation of a GenBank genome assembly.